GAGUUAGUCAGCAGUGGGAGCAGUCGAAGAGGAUGUUCUUUCAGCCGCUCGUGUAUGCCUCGGGGUAUCUCGUCCUCCUGUUCCUCGCCAUCUGCAUGGCUUGCGGCCUCUACUACAUGGCUGAGCUGGCAGAAGAGUACUCUAGACUGACCAAGAAGGUCCUCAAGUACUCCAUCUGGGUCGUCCUGGCCAUUCACGGGCUCCUUCUUGUAUUGGACGGGUUCCCUUUCUUCACCACGAUGUUUGGGAUUGCGCUGCAUGUUGUUUACUAUCAGUUCCUCAAAGAUUUCCCUUUCGUGAAUUUCUCCUCUCCUCUCUUCCUGGGAGCGUGCGCUGGCCUUCUGGUCAACCAUUGGCUCUGGAUCGUCUACUUCCGCGAGCAGUACCAGUACCGCGUGCCUCAGAUCAUGGCCUUCUUCGUUCCUUGCGUCUGGCUUGUUCCCUUCGGCUUCUUCGUCUCCGUCUCGUUGGGUGAUACGGUUCUGCCAUCAGCAACUCAUUCUGGAGGUUUGGGGGUGAAGCAAGAAGGACAGAACAAAGCCUCGGCACUGAAGGGAUUGUUGCAAUGGUUUGGCAGCAAGAGGGACAUUUUCAUGUCAAACACAGGAAUGCAACCAUCAAGGGAUUACUAUGGAAAAAGUUUCUGAUAGCAUCAUAGCAAUAAACUCUCCUGAAAACAUC
This is a messenger RNA of Guillardia theta CCMP2712, 681 nucleotides long. RefSeq lists its product as hypothetical. The record is from RefSeq and is a predicted model, not a curated record. The transcript is spliced from 9 exons. Gene Ontology annotation, cellular component: COPII-coated ER to Golgi transport vesicle; endoplasmic reticulum membrane; Golgi membrane. Lineage: Eukaryota; Cryptophyceae; Pyrenomonadales; Geminigeraceae. Gene Ontology annotation, molecular function: COPII receptor activity. Gene Ontology annotation, biological process: endoplasmic reticulum to Golgi vesicle-mediated transport. The coding region runs from base 33 to 647 and encodes 204 amino acids.